AUGCGUUAUUCUGUUGCUACUCCGGACACUUACCUCGCCAUUACUGGCGCAGGCAUCAAGACAAUUAGGAUUGCCAAAAGUGCCUGGAUCUUUCCGUUUCAAAAAUGUCAAAGGUUUUCAAUCCAGCCGCGCGAUUACCCUAUGGAUCUCCAGGCCAUGACACGGGAGAAACUUCAAUUCCUCCUUCCCGUAGUCUUCACAGUCGGCCCUGAUUGCAACCAACGAGGCGCAACUUCUGGACAGGCUCCUCGCGACGGAAACACCGUUGAACAUGCCCCUGAGGAUAAAGGUGACGCCUUAAUAAAAUAUGCAAUGCUGCUUGCUGAAGGCAACGAUAAAAAGAAUAAUGUCGCCAAUAGCCAGCACAUUGAUAGGAUCGUCAAGGGCAUUAUUGAGGGUGAAACCCGAGUCCUCGUCAGUUCUAUGACCAAUAGAGCCGGGAGCUUCAACAUCUCCGGAAGUUCCAAGAUUCUGACAUUUUCGAACUCCCUUUGUGCUUCCGAACUCUUGUCAGAUUUAUUUAUUAGGUUAAGCAAUGCUGACUCCGAACCUUUAGUGGAGGAAAUCUUCACUGAGCGUGAUGAAUUUAAGAGACGCAUUUUCCGCAAUAUCAAGGAAGAACUUGCCCAAUUCGGCCUCAAAAUCUACAACGCCAAUGUCAAGGAACUUCGUGAUGCUCCCCAAUCAUCUUACUUUGAGUCUCUCUCCCGAAAAGCUGCCGAGGGGGCCAUCAAUCAAGCUCGUAUCGAUGUAGCUGAGGCACAGAGACGAGGUAAUGUUGGAGAGGCUCAACGCCACGGAGAGCAGAACCGUGAGAUUGCCAAGAUUAACGCCGAGACUGCGGUCCAAAAAACCGAGCGUGACUCCGAGCGCGCCCAAGCUGAAGCUACUCUUGCUACCCGCACGACUGUCUUCAACCGUGACGUGAGCAUUGCUAAAAUUGAGGCGACUCGUGCCACCGAGUCCCGUGACGAAGAACUCCGAAAGGACGUUGAGACCAAGCGCGCCUUCACUGAGCUCGAGAGACUCAGAGCCAGCGACGUCGUCAAGGCUACCAUUGCUAGAGAAUCGAAGCAACAAGCUGCCGAUGCUAGACAAUACGAGGAGAAGACCAAAGCCCAAGCUGCUCUUUUCGCCGAACAAAACGCUGCUGAUGCUCACGCCUACAAAAUCCGCGUCAACGCAGAAGCCUCCUUCCACGCCGCAGCCCAGGAAGCCGAGGCUCAACUCGUUCGCCAGCAGAAGGAAGCGGCUGGUAUGUCAGCCAUGGCUGGUGCAUACGCCGAUCUCUGGCUUGUUCAAUAUCUCAUGAUUGAGAAGGGCGUCUACACCCAGCUCGCAAAGGCUAAUGCUGAUGCUGUCCGUGGUCUGAAUCCCAAGAUGACGAUCUGGAACACUGGCGCUCAGGCUGGUGGCGAAGGCGCUCAUGCUGAGGGUACCGGAAUGGGGGGUGUUGACUCCAUUCGCAAUAUGUACCAGAUGCUUCCUCCGCUGAUGUCCACAAUCAAUGAACAAACCGGAAUCACUCUCCCAGAAUGGCAGUUCGGAAAGCUUGCGGAUGGACUGUCGGAGCGCGAGGUUAGUGGGAAGAAGGUUAGCAUGUCUAACGGCAAGAGCCACAACUAG
Messenger RNA from Lachnellula hyalina, 1626 nucleotides. RefSeq names its product Flotillin-like protein (gene FLOT3). Gene Ontology annotation, cellular component: plasma membrane. The record is from RefSeq and is a predicted model, not a curated record. The transcript is spliced from 7 exons. Gene Ontology annotation, biological process: protein localization to plasma membrane. The coding region runs from base 1 to 1626 and encodes 541 amino acids. Lineage: Eukaryota; Fungi; Ascomycota; Leotiomycetes; Helotiales; Lachnaceae.